AUGGAGGAGCAUCAUAUUGACGCUGUGCGUAAUUGGCCGACCCUGACCACGGUGAAGGAAGUGCAACAAUUUUUAGGCUUCUCAAAUUACUACAGGAGGUUUAUCCCGGGCUUUAGCCAGGUUGCGGCUCUGAUCACCUACCUUCUGAAGGGGGGGGGCGACCCGGUUGCGAUGGACCGCAGAGACCGGGGAGCAAGAACGUUGGGGCCGACGCGCUGUCCCACCAGCAUGACACGGAGGAGAGUGGAUGAUGCUCCCGUGCUCCCGGCGUCGUGCAUCAUGGGCGCCGGUGGUGAGGGAGGAAUGGUGAAAGGGAAAAAUCAUGGAAUGGGCUUCCUUAGCGGUCGGUCGGUGGAUGUGUUCAAGGGAAUUCCAUUUGCUGAUCCGCCAGAAAGGUUUGAGAAGCCAAAACCCCAUCGGGGAUGGGACGGUGUACUGAAUGCAUAUGAGCUCAAGGAGCGAUGUCUGCAGGUGACUUUGAUGCAGUCUAGCACUCAUGGCAGCAAAGACUUUCUUUACCUCAACAUCUUUGUCCCUCAGAACAAGGGUCAAGUGUCCAUGGGCCUGCCUGUAAUGGUGUACCUUUUUGGCGGUGCCUUCCUCCUCAGGGCCUCCAAUGAUGUCAGCUUCUUGGGCAACUCCCUUUACAAUGGGAAGGAGAUAGCGGACAGGGGAAAAGUGAUAAUUGUUACUGUGAACUACCGUGUUGGUGUUCUGGGAUUUCUCAGCACAGGGGACUCCAAUGCACCAGGAAACUAUGGACUCUGGGACCAGCAUGCUGCCAUUGCUUGGGUUCACAGAAAUAUUCAGGCCUUUGGCGGAGCAAAGGAAAACAUUACUGUCUUUGGUCAAUCUGCAGGUGCAGCCAGUGUAAAUUUCCAGAUGCUGUCUCCGUAUAACAAGGGCCUGUUUCGCUGGGCUAUCUCACAGUGCGGCACCGCAUUAAGUCCCUGGGCCCUGCAGACCAACCCGCUCCCGCUGGCUAAUAAGAUAGCUGAGAAAGUGGGCUGUGCUACUGAUGAGCAGAUGAUGACCUGUCUGAAAAUCACUGAGCCGGUCGCUCUCACCUUAGCUAGAAAAAUAGAGCUGGGGGAGUUGGGAAAAGGAUCUGUGCUGGAGCUGCUGGAGCAUGCCCCAGUAGUGGAUGGCGACUUCGUCCCAGAACACCCCAGCAAGUUGUUCCACAAUGCAGCCAAUAUAGACUAUUUAGCAGGCGUCAACAGCAUGGAUGGUCACUUGUUUGCAGGCGUAGAUGUCCCUUCAAUCAACAAAAACCAGAUGCCCACCACUUCUGGUGCGCGUACCUACUCCUACCUAUUCAACAUGGGUAAUCGCAUCCCUGGUUUCCCCAGCUGGGUGGAAGCUGAGCAUGAAGAGGAUGUCCAGUACGUCUUUGGCAAGCCCUUUGACACACCUCUGGGCUACUUUCCAAGGCACCGCACUCUCUCUGAGUACAUGAUUUCAUACUGGACCAACUUUGCCAGAACAGGUGACCCCAACCAAGGAGUGAGUAAGGUACCGACCACCUGGCCAGAGUUCAGCUGUUCAGAACACCCCUACCUUGUCAUCAAUAACAAAAUCAAAAAGUCGUCUAUCAAGCACAACCUGAGGAGUCAGUAUGUGAAGUACUGGACCAGCACCUAUGCCAGUCUUCCAUAUGUUGAGGUACAGAUCUAGGAUCAGCUUCCCUUCCAAAGUUUUAGCACAUGGAAAGGCUAAACUGAACCAAAAUCAACAUAUGAAGAUAUCUCUCCA
Molecule: messenger RNA, 1755 nt
Organism: Esox lucius (northern pike)
Lineage: Eukaryota; Metazoa; Chordata; Actinopteri; Esociformes; Esocidae
Product: bile salt-activated lipase-like
Exons: 12
Coding region: 1-1677 (558 amino acids)
Biological process (GO): modulation of chemical synaptic transmission; postsynaptic membrane assembly; neuron cell-cell adhesion
Cellular component (GO): cell surface; synapse; postsynaptic specialization membrane
Molecular function (GO): signaling receptor activity; sterol ester esterase activity; triacylglycerol lipase activity
Source: RefSeq, a predicted model, not a curated record